AUGCUGUGGAUUCCCCUGCGACCUUCCCAGGAAGGAACACUUGUGGGGCACUUGGGUUUUCUAAGAGAUCAAAGUAGUCACUGGAUGGUCCUAAAUGGGCAACAUCAUAUUCUUGCGGAAUGCCAGGAACUGGCUUUCACAAAAACUGGAACUUACCAAGACGUCAGGUCUUUAAUAAUAGUCUCAACUUUUGUGAUUGUGGAGAAGGCGGAGAGAAGUGAUAUACCCAACAUUGAUAAGAAAAAGUAUCUUGUUCCAGCUGACUUGACAGUUGGACAAUUUGUAUAUGUGAUUCGGAAAAGGAUCAAACUGAGUGCGGAGAAGGCAAUUUUCAUAUUUGUGGACAAUGCCUUGCCACCCACAGGGGCAAUUAUGUCUGCCAUAUAUGAGGAGCAGAAGGAUGAAGAUGGUUUCCUCUAUGUUACCUAUAGUGGAGAGAACACAUUUGGAGACCAGAUCUUAAAGUAG
Molecule: messenger RNA, 468 nt
Organism: Ilex paraguariensis (yerba mate)
Lineage: Eukaryota; Viridiplantae; Streptophyta; Magnoliopsida; Aquifoliales; Aquifoliaceae
Source: the annotation of a GenBank genome assembly